AUGGCCGCCGGACGUCUUCUCGUGAUCCUUGUGCUACUCAUGGCGGGGGCGGCAGCGGCGGCGGCGUUCGGGAUCCCCAUGCCCGUGCCGGCGUUUGGGGUCCAAGACGUCCCGUGGGAGUACUGCGCGUUGUACCGCAACAUCCAUGGGUCGGCGCCCUUCGAUCUGGGCACCGCGGCGGCCAUCCACCUCGGCAACACCAACUCGUGCAUCGCCGGCUACGACGUGGAUCCCGCGACAGGGGCAGGGGGCAACUACUACCAGCUUUGCAUCCCGUCCUGGGUGGCCGUCACGGAGAACGGCACCCUCGCCGGCGAGGCCGCCAUGAACCACGCCGCCGUCAGCCCCGGGACGGCCAUCUCGGGCUUCAUGCGCUUCAUGGAGCGAAGGCUUGAGCAGCGUGAGGUGACGAGAGCCAUGGAGCUUGUGCCGUACAAGUUUGUGGAGUGGCUGGGAUGGGCCGGCAUCCAGGUCCAGGUACAGGCGGACCAGCAGGUGAAGGUUUUCUCCGUGGCGCAUCUCGCCGGCGUCCUGAUCGCGGAGCUGAAGCAUAAGGCGGAGGCGCACCUGGGCCGCGACAUCAGGCACGGUGUCAUCGCCGUACCCCAUCACCUCACCUACCGUGGGAGGCAGGACGUGGUGCAUACGGCGAGCAGCUGGGGCGGCUUCUGGGGCGGCGGCGUCAAGGCCAUCGACCAGCAGAUCGCGGCGGCCGCGGCGUACGGCCACCACACGGAGACGGAGCAGGGCGACGGCAAGACCAUCCUUGUCUUCCGCGUCGGCGGCCGCACGUCCGACGCCACCAUCUUCAAGUUCGUCAACGGCACGGCUCGUUACGACUAUUCGCAACAUGAUUACUUCUUGGGAGGCGACGACUUGACGGCGAGGAUUGUGGACUACAUGGCGGAGCUCAUCAAGCAGCGGCAUCAGUGGGACAUUCGGCAGGACGAGGACGGCAAGGCGCUCGGCAGCCUAAGGGUGGCCUGCGAGUACGCCAAGAAGGCACUGAGCGACCAGGAGGAGACGCUGGUGCAGGUCGACCUCGACGGAAUCGGCGCCGGCGCCGGCAGCUUCUCCGAGCUCCUUACGCGGGCCAAGUUGGAGGAGCUGAACCAGGACCUGUUGGACAGAGCCAUGGCGUUGGUGGACGGGGCGCUGACAAGGAGCGGUCGUCGGCAGCCGGACAUGGUGGUGGUGGACGAAAUCGUCCUCGCCGGCGGCAGCGCGAGGAUCCCCAAGCUCCGGCAGCUCGUCCAGGACUACAUGGGUGGCAGGGAGCCCAACAGCCGCAAGGGAGUGGAGGCACAGGAGGCCAUCAUCCAUGGGCGGUCUUAGAGUCCGGCCGUUCGGACCGAAUAUGUCGUCCGGCAACUCUCGCCCAAUAUUUCCCGCCUGGGUAUUGCGCGUAUAGGCUGUAUAGAAGCUAGCACUCUGAAUCUGGGCUAUUGGUCACUGUAACCCGCGUCAAUAGCAAGACAGGCGUGGCUGCGGACAGAUGACAGGCUGUCCCA
This is a messenger RNA of Sorghum bicolor (sorghum), 1511 nucleotides long. Its product is annotated as luminal-binding protein-like. The record is from RefSeq and is a predicted model, not a curated record. Gene Ontology annotation, biological process: cellular response to unfolded protein; protein refolding; endoplasmic reticulum unfolded protein response. Gene Ontology annotation, cellular component: membrane; endoplasmic reticulum lumen; endoplasmic reticulum chaperone complex. Gene Ontology annotation, molecular function: misfolded protein binding; ATP binding; ATP hydrolysis activity. The transcript is spliced from 3 exons. The coding region runs from base 1 to 1335 and encodes 444 amino acids. NCBI's taxonomy places the organism in Eukaryota, Viridiplantae, Streptophyta, Magnoliopsida, Poales, Poaceae.